AUUCAGGAUGCAGCUGUUAAAUGAUCGCAUCGUCAGUUGUACAUAAACCCCCCCACGAGCUCAGAUGCGAAUGAAGUCCAGUAUACUCAGCCUCCGAAUCACAACUCACACCCGUCUCCGAUUACGAGGCUCCGUGAACAAUGCUGUCAUUUACAACAAAAGAUGUCGCCGGUUGGCUCAUGAACGUCGUGUCCGGUUCCGCCGCUGGGGUUCCUCUAAAGAGACUGGAGAACAUGGCCGAAGGAUCGAGCGAAAAGGAACCUACUCUCUCCUUUCUUGAAAAGAGGAAAUUUUUCUGCACCGAGAUUGAGAGACAGUAUUUGCGCCCAGAGCACUAUCCAAUCCUGCAUAAAACCUCGGUGGAAGAUCCCGCCGUCUUUUGGGGGACCGUCGCCCGCCUAUUGCUGUCCUUUGACAACGAUUUCCACACAGCUUACUCCGCCUCAUUCGCGCCGGGAGGAAGCCGUUGGUUUCUGGGUGGCUACCUCAAUGCGAGUUUCAACUGCGUUGACCGGCAUGCGCUGGAAAAUCCCGGACGUCUGGCGUUGCUAUCUGAAGCAGACGAGCCGGGCGCUCAGCGCCAAAUUACCUACGACGAAUUGCUAGAACGUGUCAGCAACUUUGCGUCUUUACUCCAAGCUUACGGCGCCAAGUGCGGUGACGUUAUCACUAUAUAUAUGCCGACCAUUCCGGAGAUCGUGAUUGCGAUGCUGGCAUGUGCGCGGAUAGGGGCGAUUCAUUCCGUUGUCUUCCUCGGGUUUUCGGCGCAGGCGCUCCGUCAGCGCCUGCAUGAUGCGCAGUCAAAGAUUGUUGUCACAGUCAACGAGGGGAAACGAGGUGGAAAGUCUAUUCCAGCGAAGCUCAUCGUGGACGAGGCGUUACAGGAGUGCCCGCUGGUCAGCUCCGUUAUUGUAUAUCGGCGGACAGAAUCAACCGUGCCGAUGCAACCACAGAGGGACCUGUGGUGGCACGAGGAGGUAAAGAAGUAUCCGAAAUAUAUGUCUCCAAGGCCGAUGGCCUCGGAAGAUCCUCUCUUCUUGCUGUAUACGUCUGGCUCCACGGGACAGCCCAAAGGACUAGUGCACAGCACCGCUGGGUAUCUCGUCGGUGCAGCCGCGACGGGAAGAUACACGUUCAACAUUAAGAAGAGCGAUCGAGUCUUCUGUACUGGCGACAUCGGAUGGGCUAUGGGCCACACGUACGCCGUAUAUAUGUCGCUUUCGCUGGGUGCAACGACUGUCCUUUUUGAAGGCACCCCCACAUACCCAUCGUGUUCCCGAUACUGGGAUAUAGUGAAGGAUUUCCACGUAACGCAUUUCUGCUCAGCGCCGACAGCACUCCGUCUUCUUGAAAGCGUGGGCGACGAGUAUGCGCCCGGCGACUUGACAACGCUGAAGGUCCUUGCUACCGCAGGGGAGCCUAUCGCGGCCGAAACGUGGAAAUGGUACCACGACGCCGUGGGAGAGGGACGGGCGAAUGUGAUUGAUACAUACUGGCAAACUGAAUCUGGCGGUCAUUUGAUCACCCCCCUGUCUGGUGUCACGACGACGAAACCAGGAAGCGCAUCUCUUCCUUUCUUAGGAAUUGACCCAGUCAUUCUGGACUUGGAAAGUGGAGACGAGGUUGUAGCACGCGGCGAGAAAGGGAUGCUAGCAAUCAGACGACCGUGGCCCAGCAUGGCGCGCACAAUCUGGAGAUCACAUCAGCGAUUCGAGGAUCUAUAUUUCGACAAGGUGACGGGCUACUAUAUCACAGGUGAUGAAGCAAGGAGAGACGAAGACGGCCACUACUGGAUCCAAGGCAGAGCAGACGAUGUGAUCAACGUCUCUGGCCAUCGAUUAUCAGCGACUGAGAUUGAGUCAUCUAUCCUCAGUAACGACUCUAUCGUCGAAUGCGCGGUCGUUGGCGUACCGGACCACAUCAAAGGAAGUUCAUUAGCUACGUUUGCCUCCGUGAAGCUAUGCGGUAGCGAUGUGGAAGGGCUGAAAAACGAAAUCAAAGCCAUGGUCAAAGCAAAGAUCGGAUCAUUUGCUGUUCCAGAGUUUGUGUUUAUCGUGUCUGAACUUCCUAAAACUCGAAGUGGAAAGAUCACGCGAAGGAUUCUGCGGUGUUUAGCAGCGGGGGAAUACAGUCAGGUUGGAGACACGUCCACACUCCAAAACCCCGAGGUCGUUCACCAGAUUGCGAACCACUUGAAGCAAAUACGUUGAUUCACAAAACAAGGCCCUCAAAAGGCCAGAGCCGAGUGGCAGACAGCACCCGCAGUCGGAUAUAGUUAAACAAAGAUGUAUAUGUAGAGAAUAUCAAGAUUUCACAACAGUA
Molecule: messenger RNA, 2322 nt
Organism: Aspergillus candidus
Lineage: Eukaryota; Fungi; Ascomycota; Eurotiomycetes; Eurotiales; Aspergillaceae
Product: acetyl CoA synthetase
Exons: 5
Coding region: 141-2210 (689 amino acids)
Cellular component (GO): cytosol
Molecular function (GO): AMP binding; acetyl-CoA synthetase activity
Source: RefSeq, a predicted model, not a curated record